GGCGGUCGUCGCGCGGUGUUGUUUUCCGGUAGGGUGGACUGCUGGUGUUUAUUCCGUACUUGCUCACGAUUGCUUCCAACAGAAAACAUCAAAUGAAUUGAUUUUAACGUUGGUUUAAGAUUGAUAGUGGGUGAUGUGAAAUAGCUGCCAAGAAGAAGGGCAUCUGAGAGCUACACAGCAGAUCAACACACGAGGGUGACAGCCAGUUGUCACUGAAUUGUCUAGAACAAUGAGUGUUAUCAUACGGCUCCAGAACCUGCCAUGGUCGGCAAACUCUGCAGACAUUCGGCAGUUCUUCCGUGGGCUGUCUAUUCCGGACGGAGGGGUCCACAUUGUGGGCGGCGAGCAAGGAGAUGCUUUCAUAGCAUUUAGCUCCGACGAGGACGCCCGCCAGGCCAUGAUGAAGACCGGCGGCCGGCUGCAGAACGCCCAGGUGACGCUGCUGCUCAGCUCGCGCUCAGAGAUGCAGCGCGUCAUCGAGGUGGCCCGGCAGCGCUCCAUGGCCGCCCAGGGCCUGGCGCCGAUGCCGACGACGGCCAUCGCGCCGCUGCCGCAGCCCGCAGCCGUGCCCGUGCAGCAGGCGCAGCAGCACGUGCAGCAGCCGGUGGCCGUGCCGCAGCAGGCCGCGCCCGCGCCGGCACCGGCACCGGCAGCUGCUGCAGAGCCAGACGUCAUCGAGAUCAAAUCGGACCGCGGUGGCAGCGCCGGCCGCUCCACGCGCCGACGGUCGCGCUCCCGCUCUCGGGACCGCGACCGGAGCCGCCGCGACCGCGACAAGGGCAGUCGGCGCUCGCACCGGUCCCGCUCGCGGUCCCGGUCCCGAGACCGGCGGGACCGCAGCCGCCGGGACCGCAGUAGGUCCAGAGACCGCUCGUCGCGACGGGACCGAGACAGGAGCGACCGCGGCGGGCGCAGUGACCGCGGCGGCAGGGAGAGCCGCGACAGCAGGGACAGCCGCUCUCAGGAGCGGAGCGAGCCGCCCGGGCGACUACUGCCGACACCGGCGGCGCGUAGCAGUCUGCUCGGCGAGCGGCCCAACGAGCGGGACAAGCAGCUGGCGGCCUCCUCGUCUGGCGCCUCCACGCCGACGCCGUCCGGGACGUCUCAGGCCGGUCCGACGCCGUCCGGGAUAUCUCAGGCCGGCCCGACCCCGGUAUCGGGGAUGAUCACCACGCCGGCCUCCCAGCCGAACCGCUGGGACGCGGCGCCGGCACAGCCGCAGCAGCCGCUCAUGACUCCGACACAGCUGCAGCAGAGACUGCUGCGCUUCCAGAAGGGUCUGCCCAUGGACCCGCCGCCGAACCAGCCGCAGAUUCCGCCGCAGCCGCAGCAGCUGCUACUGCAGCAUCACCUGCAGCAGCAACAGCUCCAACAGCAAGUACAACAGCAGGUACAACAGCAGCAGCUCCAGCAGCAACAACAGCAGCAGCAGCAGCCGCCGCCGACAACCUCUCAGUCCAUGCUGUCCGGCCCUGGGGUGCCCCCGAACGGUUUCAUGAACCAGCCGCCACCGGCAGCGGCCGCCCCGCCGGCACCGUCCCCACCAGAGGGCGUGCGUGCCAUGCCGCCGUCCGAGGAUCAGAACGACGGCGGCGCGGUCGCCGUGCGGAACAUGCCCAUGCACGCGUCCUACCGGGACGUGCGCGACCUGUUCCGAGGAAUCUACGUCGGCCAGAGCGGCAUCAAGAUGAUCCACGACGAGCGCGGCCGGCGCACCGGCACUGCCUACGUCAACUUCCGCUCCAUGUACGAUCGACUCAAGGGCCUGGAGCGGUCCGGCAGCUUCAUCCGCGCCGCUAGGGUGGUGGUGACUCCUCUGGACGGCGCAGAGUUCGCCAAGGCCAUCGACGCGUACCGUCCCGAGAUGGGGCCACGUCGGAACUCUUCUGAUAACGGCCCGCCGCGCGCUCGCUCGCCCGGCAGAGACGACAAGCCGGGCGUGCCGGAGCCGCGCAAGGGUCUGCUGGAGCACCCUGCCGGCGGGCCGCCGUCGGCCGGGCCGGAUCAGGCGGCGCGCGGCGGCGACGACGUGCCGCCGGAGCUGGCCAUGGCCCGCCGCAGCCUGGCAAUGCGCGCCACCGGGCUGCUGGAGCGGCCGCAGACGGGACGGCCCGAGCUGGACGCCGGCCGCGACCAGCCGGCGCCGUUCGGUGACCGCCGCCCGGGAGAGUUCAGCCGGCCGCCGCCGGGCGCGCACGACCAGCCCUUCCCUCCAUUCGGCGGCGGCCCCGGCCCCGUGUCCGAUCAGCACGCGCGCGGCUUCCCGCCGCCCACUGGACACGACAGCCCGAUGGAGGGCGAGUUCGCCAUGGGCCGCGGCGCUGGCCGUGACUCGGCCGGCGGUGACAAGGGCAUGUUCGGGGCCGGCGCGCGCGGCCCCAUGCGCGGCCUGCUGGACCGAGCCGAGUCGCUGGGACGCGGCGGAGCGUUCGGUGGCCCGCCGUCUCUGAUGGGCGACGUGGGACGGCCCGACAUGAUGCAGGGCCCCGGAGACGCGAUGGGCCGACCCAAGGGCAUGGAGCAGCAGGACCAGUCCGGUCCGAGGGAUAUGAUGGGCAGGCCGGGCCUGAUGGACAGAAUGGGCCGCGGCGGAGGCAUGAUGGGCCGCGAUGGACCAAUGGGCCGCGAUGGUCCGAUGGGCCGCGAUGGACCGAUGGGCCGCGAUGGACCAAUGGGCCGCGAUGGUUCAAUGGGUCGUGAUGGUCCUAUGGGCCGCGAUGGUCCUAUGGGCCGUGAUGGUCCGAUGGCCCGCGAUGGUCCUAUGGGCCGUGAUGGUCCCAUGGGUCGCGAUGGUCCUAUGGGCCGUGAUGGUCCCAUGGGUCGCGAUGGUCCGAUGGGUCGCGAUGGACCAAUGGGUCGCGAUGGACCGAUGGGCCGCGACGGUCCAAUGGGUCGCGAUGGUCCGAUGGGUCGUGAUGGUCCAAUGGGUCGCGAUGGUCCAAUGGGUCGCGAUGGUCCAAUGGGUCGCGAUGGACCGAUGGGCCGCGACGGAGGAUUUAUGGGUCGUGGAGGAGGCAUGAUGGGCCGCGGCGGAGGCCCCAUGGGUCGCGGCGGCGGCUUCCCGGGCCGUGAUGGUCCGAUGGGCCGUGGUGCAGGUCCCAUGGGCCGCGAUGGAGGUUUCAUGGGUCGCGGAAUGAGCCCGAUGGGCCGCGAGAGUCCGAUGGGCCGCGGCGGAGGGCCCAUGGGCCGUGACAGCCCCAUGUCCCGGCUCGAUUCGGGCAUGAACCACCCAGAAGACCCGGAGGAUGAGAUCCCCGAACACGAAAUGGAGGACGCCGAGCUGCCAGAGCACGAGAUGGAGGACGUGAAAAUGUCGGAGGACGGUUACCACGAUCCCUACGAGGGGGAUGAGUUCGACGACAGCUACGAGGGCUACGAGGAUCCGCGCGGGCCGCCCAUGGAGCCGUUCGGUCCGCCCGGCCGCAGACCGCCCGCUGGUCCGCGAGGCCCUCCUGGAGGUCCUCCGGGUCCGCCCGGCCCGCUGGGACCCCCUGGUCCUCACGGAGGUCCCCCUGGUCCUCGUGGAGGUCCGCCCGGUCCCCACGGCGGUCCGCCCGGCCGGCCGUUCGGGCCCGGGUUCCGCGGCGGUCCGCCGGACGCCGAGGGCGGAGAGAAGGGCGGCAGGCGUAACGAACCGUCUCCGUUCGUGCGCAUGGAGAACGUCUCCUACUUCGCCACGCCGGAGGACAUGAUUCACCUGAUGCGCGACUUCCCGUUCGUCGAGAUGUUCUUCGAGCUGCAGCGCAACAGCACCGGCAAGCGGACGGGUGUGGGGUAUGUGUUAUACGACUCUGUUGAGACGGCGGGGGCGGCCAUCGAGCAGCUGACUGGCUCCAUGGUCAGCGCGCGCAACCUACGCUUCAUGUUCAGCUCCAAGUCGCAGUACGACUGGUCGCGCCAGACGCUGCACGAGCCGCCCAUCAUCGGGCCGGCUGCGGACAGCGGCCAGCACGGCAUGCCGGGACAGCCGCCGCUGGCGGGCGGUCCCCGGCCCGGCCCGCCCGGCGGGCCGCCGCCCGACCGCCGACCCAACCGUGAGCACUCCGGCGGCCGGGACAGACACCGACGGCACUCUGCACAGGACGGCGGCGAGCAGGAAAAUGAACAAAACUCCGGCCAGGACGACAACAACGGCACAGAGGACGACUCGAAACCGGCCGAGACAGCCGAGAACAAGUCCAAACAGGAUGACACACCUUCGAAAAACGCUCCGACGGAGGCUUUCAAGAGGCAGGACUCUACGCCAAAGAAACCAGAACCGGUGAAAGACAAGCCAGAACCAUCACCCUCUCCAGCUGACAAGAAGCCGCCGGGGCGUUCUGCCAACGGUCAGGUGUGCGUGCACAUCAAGGGCCUGCCGCCGGCCGUGACGGAGUCGAUGGUGGUGGACUUCUUCUCGGACGUGGGCCUGCUGCCGCAGCAGUUACACCUGCUGCUGGACGAGUUCCAGAACCCCAGCGGCGAGGCGUACUGCGAGUUCGCCGACCCGGCGGAGACGGAGCGGGCGCUAACCAAGGACCAGCAGUACAUGGGCACGGCCGAGCUGUCGGUGCGCCCCGUCUCUCGUGACGAGGUCCGCGCCGCCAUCGGGGACGACGCCGGCGGCGGCGGCGGCGGCGGCGACUUCAACGGCGACGACGGAUACGGCUACGACGAGGAGUCCGGCGACUAUCCCCGAGAGGAGGAGAGCUACCCACCCCGCGGCCGGGGCUCGCGGUUCGGCGGCGGACGCGGCGGCGGGGGCUUCCCCGGGCUCGGGCGGCCGCCCAUGACCCGCGGUCGUGGUCGCGGGCGCGGCGGCCGGGGCGGCGGCGGCGGCGGCGGACCGGUGGACGGCUUCGGCCGGCCCGGGUGCGUUCUCAGUGUUACCAACAUCCCCUUCCGCGCCAGUGCCGACGACAUCCUGUACUUUUUCGGCGACUUCGGCGUGCGGCCCGAACAGGUGAUCCGCAGAUACAACGAGCACGGCUUGCCGUCGAGCGAAGCGCGCGUGGCCUUCAACAGCGGGGCGGAGUCGAUGGCGGCCAUGAAACGACUCAACCGGCGCCAGAUGCUGAACCGACCCAUCUAUCUGGAGUUGCUGUGAGCGACCGCAGCAGCCGGGUCGGAGUGAGAACUGUUAAAACUCUGCUGGUGCCGCAUGUGAUUGAGAGUUCUGGGCAUCAUUGGAGGUUUUUAAGUGAGCUUCGCACAUGCCAGCGAGAUGCCUGUUACUUUGUGCUAGCGAAUGAAUGUGUUCAUACUUUCGCCGAGUUUGAUGCGAAGCUGGCAUCGUUUGCGUUGUACAUAAAGACUGUGGUAGGUAGGUGAAGACGAGGAACGUAUCUGUCAUUUUGUGCGUUGUGGUUUAACAGGCAUCCUGUGUAUCAUCUGAAUGACUGUGUUUGAGGAGAGCGAUUGGUCAUCAUAGUGUGGAAAGUUGUGGCUCUCGUCUCCACCAGCAUCUAUCUAGGUCGAGCAUUGUGGUAUGACUUGUGUACAAAUCGUAUUCAGAUGUGUACCUUUCUAGUGUCCACGUAUCUAGGGUCUAGGUACGUGUGUUGAAAAGCACUGUUUCUUAAUACACCUGAUGUGA
Molecule: messenger RNA, 5575 nt
Organism: Amphibalanus amphitrite
Lineage: Eukaryota; Metazoa; Arthropoda; Thecostraca; Balanomorpha; Balanidae
Product: collagen alpha-1(V) chain-like
Exons: 4
Coding region: 230-5086 (1618 amino acids)
Biological process (GO): regulation of RNA splicing
Cellular component (GO): nucleoplasm; ribonucleoprotein complex
Molecular function (GO): RNA binding
Source: RefSeq, a predicted model, not a curated record